AUGUCGACUGACAUACGGCGAGACCGCAUUUCAUGGACCUUGAAAGCCUUAAGCAAGGAGCAAGACAAGCCUUUCGAAAUACGAAAUCAAACACAGAGAUGUCUCUCGAUCCUGGAGGAGUCGGCAGUCCUGGAAUCUCCAACUCUGCAGGAUAUCAGAUCUGAACUGCGCGGCUGGGCUCACGAUGCGGAGCACACUAGUAGCUCGUUGUGUUUAGACUCUCGAUUAAGAGACGCCCCCGUGAUUGCCGACUUCAUUAAAGCGCUCUUGGAUGAUCUGGAACGUCUUAUACACAAUAUCAUUUUCAACAUCGUGGAAACAGUCUGCUUCAUCACGGAUGCUGUUACAAGAGACUAUGGAGACGACAUCUACGAGAACUAUAUUACGAAGCACGACUCUGCGUACAUGCAAACUCUGGCCUCGCAUAUCAAGAACGGGACACCGCAAGCCGCAGCAGCAGCGGCCCUUCGAGUUGGGCAAGUGAGGUACAAUGAACUGGUGUUUUUGCGCAAGCAGCGAGAGGAAGCCAUUACCAUUCGAAAGCUACUCUUUAGCACCUGUAGGUAUAUCGAAAGAUCAGGGGUGCUUAGCCGGAUUUCCGAAAUCCAUGGGUACAGAGAGGCGAUCGAACCCGGUAAUGCGGCCAAGGAUCCCAUUCAGCAAUUCCAAGAAGACAUUGAGGCGGUCGUUCAGACCCGUCAUCCCAAGGCUCAGGAGUCCACCAAAACCCGCUUGGUAUAUGCCGCGCUUCUUCGGCGACAGAAUCUUGGCUACUGGCGAGACCGAGAACGCAGAAUCAACGAGUUCGAAGAAGACGUGGAAGGAAGCAUGAUAGGAGGAGACAAGGGAGAGGCGAUAAGACGAAUCAAGAGAGGACUUGGAUUCAAGAGAGGAAACGGGGAAGGAGCAAGACCGUCCACGUCCAUGGCCACGUCCACGUCGCUCCCCGCAUGCAUCGCUUGGGAGGCAGGCAAUGACUGGUAUCCAACGAUGCACACUUCAACCUCCGCCGACGGCACCCUCCUACCGUGGUCGCAGCUCAUGAAGCCGCAGCUCAGGUCCGCUGCUUCCUCUACUCCGCCUGACUUCCCAGGGCUCACCGAGUUCACCGAGCCCCGGGUGUACGAGAAAUAUGAGCUAAGCAGUCGGUGUCUGCGCCGGAUAGACAAGCUCUUACCUCCUGCUCCGGGGAAGAAGGACGGCAGGGAAUAUGAGAUAUGCCCAUACUGCUUUCGAGUCUGUCGCUCUGACGAACUACAGGGCGCAUCAUGGAGGGAACACAUUACUCGAGACCUGAUGCCGUAUGUCUGUCUUCUGGGCGCCUGCUCCAAACCCGACACCAUCUUUGGAUCAUUCAAAGAAUGGGUACAUCAUAUGGUCAGCCAGCAUCCGACAAAGGAGUGGUCAUGCGACAGCACUGAACACUACUGGGGGUUUCGAUCCAAAUCCAGAGAUGCAUUCGAAAAACACAUCCGCGAGGAGCACCCGGGGCAGCACGAGGAGGAGGCUGCCCUGGCGGAGCACAUUGACGAGGAGUGUCUCUUCGCGGAUGCCAGAACCAAGCCACUGACAGAGUGCCCGCUGUGCAUGGACGCGCUUGAUACGACACGACUGUCAACCAUUCAUAUUCUCGGCCAUGUGGCAGAGCAUCUUAUUUCUCUGGCGCGGCUCUCCCUGCCGCCUGGCCUGCCUGAGGCGGACGGUGCCGUUGGGGAAACGUCACGGUCCUCUUCAUGUGUCAGCAUGUGA
Molecule: messenger RNA, 1749 nt
Organism: Pochonia chlamydosporia 170
Lineage: Eukaryota; Fungi; Ascomycota; Sordariomycetes; Hypocreales; Clavicipitaceae
Exons: 3
Coding region: 1-1749 (582 amino acids)
Source: RefSeq, a predicted model, not a curated record